Haemorhous mexicanus (house finch) is the source of this 1052-nucleotide messenger RNA. RefSeq lists its product as uncharacterized. The transcript is spliced from 5 exons. NCBI's taxonomy places the organism in Eukaryota, Metazoa, Chordata, Aves, Passeriformes, Fringillidae. Bases 168 to 1052 code for a protein of 294 amino acids. The record is from RefSeq and is a predicted model, not a curated record.
CUCUUCCAAGGCCUCUCUGCUUCAGCAGGCACUCAUAACUGCAAAGAGUGACAUGGAGCAGAGACCACCCAGCAUGACCAAGCUGGCCUGGGUGGAGGAGGAAGAGGCUGGAGCUCAGACAGCACAGCAGCCUGAAGAACUGGAGCAGUUCCAGCUGCUGCAGGAGGAUGCAGCCGAGGAGCGGACACAAGAGCAGGAAGCCGCCCCUGGCCGCUUUUGCGGAACAGCGCAGGUACCUGUGGCCAUCCCUACCUGGGCUGGGCCUGCUGUCACUGCUCAGCCAAGCACCAGGCUUGGAGUGCUCCAUGGAUGCUCCCUCCCUUCCUGCCCUUCUCCUGCAGACCCUCUGUGACUCCAUCAUGUGCCUUUGGCAGGAAGAGACCGCUGGUGUGGGCACCGGCCUCUUGGCGGACCUUCUGUUCCUCAAUGCUGAGACCGGUGCUGCCAUGCUGGAUUUGCUUGUGGAGGAGGGUGUCUCCGAUCCAACGCAAGUGCCCGCCAUGGUGAGGUACAUCCACCAGUGGCUCACGGCCAAUGAGUCUGCUGGGCACAGGCUGGACGAGGCCCUUCUGGAGCUGACCGAGGAAUACCCCUCGGACGUGAUGAUCACCCUCUUGCGCUGGGCCCCAUCGUGUGACAGAGCUGCCGCGACCAUGUGGGGAACCAUCAUGUCCUCGAGCAGGACUGCGGAGCCGGCGCUGCUGUUACUCCUCGACGCGCUCAGCGCCUGGCCAGUGUACAGCGUGUACACCUCUGAUGGGGACAAUGCAGGAGUCUUUGCCCUGGCUGCAACCGUGGCACUGUGGAGAGUCUUCAAUCUGACCUGGCGCUCCCCUGUCAUGCUGGAGUAUUUCCCCAAUCUCUUUCUGCGUCUGCUCUUCCAAGCUUACAUCAGCACGCAGGAGAUGCCAGAAGAGGUUGAGACUUUCUGGAAGGGAUGCCAGGAGGAACAUGGCCUCGCCGCCAACCCCAACAGGUGCUCCAUGCCAGUCCUCGCAGUCUCCCCAUCCCUCCCAUGCCCCCAGGGCAGGAGCCAGGGCUCCCGACCGUGA